Messenger RNA from Durusdinium trenchii, 2531 nucleotides. The record is from the annotation of a GenBank genome assembly. Lineage: Eukaryota; Dinophyceae; Suessiales; Symbiodiniaceae.
AAGUUGCAGUGACUUAGACUUUCUGUUUGCUAUGGGGAGCAAAGUGCACGAUGAAGAAACUGCUGUUGAGCCCAUCGAGAACGAUGUGACAGAGGGACCUGUCGCAGAUGAGACUGGCCAGUCCAAAGUGCACGAUGAAGAAACUGCUGUUGAGACCAUGGAGAACGACGUGACAGAGGGACCUGUCGCAGAUGAGACUGGCCAGUCCCUCAGUCAGAUUGCCCAAGGGAAAGUCGGAGAGCAAAUCCAGAAAGAAGGUGGUCUUCACAAUUCCAGAGACUCGAUUCUUGAAUGCAUUGAGAAGUGGUGUUUUCCAGACCCAAAUCCAUGUGUUUUUCCGCCGACCCGCACCAGACAGGACUCCGUAGUCGCCCUUCUGCGAGCACCAGCCCGGCACCGCCCGAUGUCACGGCAUCCACGGGUCUUCGUCAACAUGCGUUUGGUCCUCAUGCACAUGGUUUGCUGCGACAUUUGAGUUCCAAGACGGCCAGACGCGAAGUCUUGGGAUAUAGUCGAUUGGCCUUGGCACCAUCAGCCUAUGACAAUGCAUAUUUGAUGCCGCUGAUCUCAAGGCGCUUCUUUGGUCGGCCCUUUUUCCUUUUGAUUGUCAACUUUAUUCUGCAAUAUUCCAUUGCCUAUUUGCUUUGGAGGAGGACGGCUCUGACAAGGCGGCAGUUCACUGAGAAGCUCUUUGGGGAAAAUGAUGAUGAUGACCACUCGGCACCUUGUUGGUACCCAGAUCCAAUCAAGAAGGACCAGCUGAUGUGUACUCCUGAUGAGGUCGUUUACGCCACAAGCUUCAGCCAGCUUGAUCUGGAUUUGGAUGGCACAUGGACUUUCGAAGAAGCAGCACGUUUGGACGCAGAACAUGUGCACAGAAAUGAACGGAGGGUCAAUAUGACACAAAUAUACAAGAACCUGAUUCACCAAAUGAAGCAGCAUGCUGGCCCUCGGGCUUUAGGGUGCGACAUUGGUGAAGAAAUUGAAGCCUUCAAUCAACCCACGGGCUUUUGGAAGCCGGCUUGGAUCCAGAACAUCACGAGCAACGGGCAUGUGGUAGUGAGCUAUGCCAAACCCGCCACGGAUGCAUCGAAAGCCUAUUUGCCCCAACGAUUCACCCGAAAGCUUUUCAACGAGACCAUCUAUACCUGCAGCAUUCCCAAAUGUGUGGAUAUGGAUAGUGGGGCAACUGAUCGAGGAGAUACUACCUGUGAAGAUUACAAUGGCUACGAUGCAUGUGGCCUUUUCGAUGAUUCGGAUUUUCGUGCCAUGGAUUUGUGCUGCACUUGUGGUGGUGGCUCACGCAGCCCACAAUUGACCGGGUAUGACCAUCUCCCUGUAUCCUUGCCCUUGGAUGAAAUCAGCAAUUUGCAGGACUUUCGGCUUUGCAUGCAAAGAGCAGACCACCCAGCUCAGCAGGACGAGUGCAUCAUCAAUUUUACAUCUCUCCCGCAGCAGGUUUAUGAGACUCAAAUUGAGCCCUACAUGAAAUAUUGUUUGCUUCCAGAGUCAGACACCUGCGGCAACCUCCAUGCUGAGAAUUCCCUGCCUCAAGUGAGCACCAACAUCUCUGCCACGGUGCCUUUGUUCUUCAAGAUGGCCGAAAUCAGAAUGCCCAGUGACUUGAUGCCCGAGACGAUUUGUCGAAAGGCCGUGAGCCUGUUCUGCCCAAAGGUGCUGACGCUCCAGUCAACACUCUUCCAGGAGGAACGCGCGGAAGUUUGUGGAAAGAAAUCACGAAGGAUCAGAGGUGAUCAUGUCGUCGUAUCCUAUGCGGCCAGCCGAGUAUAUCAAGAUGAACUGUUGGGUUUAACUUCCCCGCUCUUCCAAGUCUUUCUAUUCUUGAUUGUCUUUUUGUGGGGCAUGGCAUCAGUCGCGGAGUUUAAAAACAUUUUCAUUUGGUGGAACAUUCUUUUGGCACAACCUUUGAAAGAUGUCACUGAGUGCCUUGUUGAGCAGUGGGAAGCGGACAGUGAUGAUUGCACGUUGGAAGUGGUUGGCAUUCCAAAGAAAUUCAGACUCCUUACGAUGCUCUUAAUUCUCUUCCCUCGUACCGUUUUGCAGUGUUGCAUAUUUGAUAUUGGAAUUCAAUAUCUUCUGUCUGUGCGGAACAUUUCAGAUUUGAUUUUGAACAGCUUGGCGCUCACAUUCCUGGUCACCAUCGAUGAGAUGCUCUUCGUGGCUUUCGCUGGCGAGCAAAAUGCCGCCUGGAUUCAAGGAACAAAGCCUAUUCGUGGCCGAUCAUUCAAAUGCCUUGACCGCCUUCUAGCAGCGACCUAUCUUCCUGUUGGAAUAAUGCUUUUUGUGCCAAUCUUGAGCUGGCUUUCAUACUUCUUGUUGUUGAAUGUCGACACCACUGUCCGAUUGGCUCAUGCUACCUAUUGUCUUUGCGAUUUGAGGGGUCAAUUGUGUUUCACGGCAGGUCCUUUAUUUGGCUGAAACGGAUCAAAUUCAUUCAAAAUAAUAUAAAAUAUUAAUUAUUUCCCAAAGGGAAAUGUUAGUUUGCAUUACGAAUCAUUCCGGAAAUUGAC